Molecule: messenger RNA, 3210 nt
Organism: Cydia pomonella (codling moth)
Lineage: Eukaryota; Metazoa; Arthropoda; Insecta; Lepidoptera; Tortricidae
Product: juvenile hormone esterase-like
Exons: 4
Coding region: 135-1739 (534 amino acids)
Source: RefSeq, a predicted model, not a curated record
AGUCGAAUAGACCCUAUAAUGUUUGUCUUAUCAAUAUACACUAAGUGGCAGUUAUCAUCAAAGACAUUUAUCUCUAACUGGCCACUAUGUUGUACGAGUAGAGACCAGUCGCCGCGUCGAGGCCGUCGAGGAGAAUGGUGAAAGUGCAAGUAAAGCAGGGCUGGCUGGAAGGUGACAGGCGCGAGGUGGUGACCAAAGAUGGUUACUACUACAGCUUUAAAGGAGUGCCCUACGCCGCGCCGCCCGUAGGCAAGUUGAGAUUCAAGGCGCCUCAACCUCCGCUAUCUUGGGAUGGAGUCCGAAGCGCAACAGAGCACGGCCCAAUGUGCCCUCAACAAGACAUUUUCACCCAAGAGUUCAUACCAGGCAGCGAGGACUGCCUGUACCUCAACGUGUACUCCCCAGACCUUACGCCCGACAAACCUCUCCCUGUCAUGGUCUUCAUCCAUGGAGGUGGCUACAGAAGCGGCUCUGGUAACGACUCCCACUACGGACCUGACUUUUUAGUCAAACAUAGUGUAGUCCUGGUUACUAUCAACUACAGAUUAGAAGCCUUCGGAUUCCUAUGCCUUGACACAAAAGAUGUCCCUGGCAAUGCGGGUAUGAAGGACCAAGUAGCAGCCUUAAAAUGGGUCAAAGAAAACAUUGCUAAGUUUGGUGGUGAUGCUUCUAAUGUGACUGUUUUUGGUGAAAGUGCUGGCGGAGCGUCUACUUUGCUGCAUGUUUUAUCACCAAUGUCAAAAAGAUUAUUCAAUAGAGCUAUUCCAAUGAGUGGCGUACCAAUUUGUGACUGGUCUGUCGCGUUUGAACCAGCUAGGCGAGCCUUCACACUCGGAAAAAUUCUCGGACUUGAAACUGAAGACCCGGAAAAGCUUCUCGAGUUCUUGCAAAGUGUUCCUGCUGAGAAAUUAGUGCUGACCAACCCCUGCGUUGUGAGUUUGGAAGAAAAAGCGAACAACCUUUUAAAAAUGUAUCACUUCACACCCGUUGUCGAAAAGAAUCUUGGUCAAGAGUAUUUCAUGAUCGAAGAACCGUUAGAAAUUUUGAAGAAAGGAACCGGCAAUGAAGUAGACGUAUUUAUUGGACAUACUAGUGAAGAAUGUCUCAUUGGAAUAGAAUCUUUUGAAAAAUUCUUAUUGAACGAUUACAACAGAUAUCCAGAAAUAUUGGUACCAAGAGAACUUCUUUACAAAUGCAGUCCGAAGACUGUUUUGGAACUGUCUGAUAAAAUACAUAAGCACUACUUUGGAAAGACGCCGAUUAACAAUGAUAUAAUGAAGGAGUUUGUGAAAUAUGUCAAUGAUGCAUGUUUUGUUUAUAACAUACACAGGACUCUUGAUCAUUUACCCAAAAUUAACAACAGCAAGACAUACUUCUACAGAUUCUCUUGUGUUUCUGAAAGGAACAUUUUCGGUGCUGCGGGUACUAAGUACGGAAUCUCCGGGGCCAGUCAUCUGGACGACUUGAUGUACCUGUUUCAGGCCAACUUUGCGAACGUGCCAAUUGACAAGAAUGGUAAAGGAUAUCAGAUGAUCCAGUUGGCGUGCAAGGUUUUCACCAAUUUUGCCAAAUAUGGGACCCCCACUCCUGACGGUUCACUAGGCGCUGUGGUUCCCAGCUACAGCAACUCCGAGAGCUACGUCGACAUCUCCGAUUUCAUUCGAGUAGGACAAUCACUGGACGCCGACGCAGUGGCCUUCUGGAAGGACGUGUUCGAUUCAGCUGGCGUCGAGUUUUGAGAUUCUAUAUCCCGUUCCUGGCCAAACUAAGUUUGCAAAUUAACAGUGAUAAUGCAUUAAUAUUCCGUGGGUUUUAUGAUAAUAUAGAAGGCAAACGAGCAGACAUUUUUUUUAUACUACGUCGGUGGCGAACAGGCAUACGGCCCGCCUGAUUGUAAUCAGUUUCUGUAGCAUAUGUACGCCUGCAACUCCAGAGGAGUUACAUGCGCGUUUCCGACCCUAACAACCCUCCCUCCCCUCGUUGAGCUCUGGCACCGUUACUCAACGGCAGGAACACAACACUAUGAGUAGGGUCUAGUGUUAUUUGGCUGCGGUUUUCUGUAAGGUGGAGGUACUUCCCCAGUUGAGCUCUGCUCUGAUCUUGAAUGACAUCCGCUGUGCUGUGCCCUACCACACAAAGCGAGAUGACAUUCACUAUCUCCCUAAUCCACCUCUCUUGUGGGCGUGUUAGUGAAUGGUGCAAGUGGCCCUUUAUCACUAACCUGGUUACCAAUACAAUGUGACACUAAGUUAACGGUUUAACCGGUUAACCUCGAGUUAGUGGGAUGGUGCAAGUGGCACUAAGAAGUAUGUAAUGAUAAGCUCUCUGGAUUGGUUCUUCGUUUAUUUUAACACUAGCUUCUACCCGCCACUUUGUCUGCGUGGAAAAAUGAAAAUUAUGAUUGAAAAAACUACCCUAUUAUGUCCUUUCUCGGGGCCUAAAAUAUCUCCACACCAAAUUUUGUCCAUAUUAGAUAUUUUAAAAACUCACGUAUUUUUAAGUCAUGUACACAUGUUGCCACCGGCGGCGCCCGCGCCGAGUCAUCGGGCGCGCAGGGCUGCGGGGCUGCGGCUCGCAAUCUGCGCCGGUCCGCCAACGUAAGCUCCUGACGAUACUACUCGGUACGCAGUGGAACAUGUCGAGCGUUUUUCAGCUUAAAAUACGUGAGUGACCCGUUUUUGAUAUAUUUAAUAUGUUUGUGUCUCAUGAAAGGUUGUUAAUAAAAUAAUAUCAUGUAUAUAAAUACAUAAUGUGUAUUAAUAUAGGAAACUGCGAAUACUGCUUACCAUCAGGCGGGCCGUAUGCUUAAUUGCCACCGACGUAGUAUAAAAAAAAACUGUAGCUAUUAUAUUUAGAUAUUGAAAUAAACGUAAACAAACAAUUUGUACAUUUUCAGGUAGUUAUAACAUUUAUUAGUUAACCAACCAAAUAAAAAACCGCCUGUACCUGUGACUAAACUAAACAACCUAACUUUAACCUAGAUUAUUUAUUUUGAUCAUGUAAUGUUUUCAUCUACCCUCAAAUGGCUUAAGGAGCCAUUUUAGGGUAGAUUUUGUUUACUUUUAUUUAAAUACCUAAAGAUACAUAAUGUAUAACCAAAUGACAUUAUUUUCAAAGAAGAAGAAAAAGAGAAAGCAAUAAGCAAUAUAAAAUUUGUAUUUAUUUAAUCUCUACCAAAUGUAGGCAUUAUAACUCUCAAGAUCACUCGUA